UAUCGUGAUGCGGUGGCGUACAGAGGAAACACAGAGCUCAAGGCAGACACACAGUUGGAAGCAGCAGGCUGAGUUCUGGUGUCUGCCUGGUUGAGGUUAUUACAGUAAACAAUUGUCACUAAGUGUUUUUGCGGUUGGCCCCCUAUCUGCGUCACAUUUCUUUUUUCGGCAAGCAGAAGGGCGUUCUCUCUGGUGUGGAGAGUACCACUCUGACUCUCGUCCGGCCUUUGAGAAGGGCAAAGUCGUGAGAGUGGCGCCCUGAUGGGGUCAAGAACAGACAACAGUUCAGAUAGUACAUUAAGAAUGGAUGACAACGCUGACAACAACCUGAAAAGACAAGCUACGAGAGUUUUCAAGAAGAGCUCAGCAAAUGGAAAAAUUACAGUGUAUCUUGGGAAAAGAGAUUUUGUAGACCAUCUCUCACAUGUCGAUCCAAUAGACGGAGUUGUGCUCAUUGACCCAGAGUAUGUGAAAGAGCGUAAGGUCUUUGGCCAUGUUCUAGCAGCGUUUAAAUAUGGGAGAGAAGAUUUAGAUGUUCUUGGACUUACAUUCCGAAAAGAUUUGUACCUUGCAGCAGAACAAGUUUAUCCUCCUGAUCCCGUGGCAGCUGCAUCACCCAAGCGUCCUUUGACACGGUUGCAGGAGCGAUUGAUUAGAAAAUUAGGCCCCAAUGCUUAUCCUUUUUAUUUUGAGUUACCACCUCACUGCCCAGCCUCUGUCACACUCCAACCAGCACCUGGUGACACUGGUAAACCAUGUGGAGUUGAUUAUGAAUUAAAAGCAUUCGUAGGGGAUUCAUCAGAUGACAAACCACACAAAAGGAAUUCAGUUCGAUUGGCCAUCAGAAAAAUAAUGUACGCCCCAAGCAAACAAGGAGAGCAGCCGUCUGUAGAAGUCAGCAAAGAAUUUAUGUUAAGCCCAAACAAAUUACAUUUGGAGGCAUCACUGGACAAAGAGCUGUACCACCAUGGUGAAACAAUUGCAGUUAAUGUUCACAUAGCAAAUAAUUCAAACAGAACUGUAAAGAAGAUAAAAGUAUCAGUGAGACAGUUUGCAGAUAUCUGUCUCUUCUCUACUGCCCAAUAUAAGUGCACCGUUGCUGAAGCUGAGAGCGAAGCGGGAUGUCCUGUUAGUCCUGGUUUUACUUUGUCAAAAGUGUACCAGGUGAAGCCCCUACUUCUAAACAACAAGGAUAAGCGAGGCUUAGCAUUGGAUGGUCAGCUGAAACAUGAGGACACAAAUCUAGCAUCCUCCACAAUAGUGACAGAUCCAUCACAGAAAGAAAACCUAGGAAUAAUUGUUCAAUACAAAGUCAAAGUGAAACUCUGUUUAGGAGCUCUUGGAGGCGACCUAGUAGCUGAACUGCCUUUUACUCUGAUGCAUCCCAUGCCAGAUGAUGAUGUUCCUGCACUUCCUCCUCGUCUAUCCCCUGCACAUACUUUACCACAAGCAAAUGGCAAUACGGGUGAUAAUGUUCCUGUUGAUAAUAAUUUGAUUCAGCUGGACGCUGAUAUAGCUGAUGGAGAGGACGACGAUAUAAUCUUUGAAGAUUUUGCCCGAUUACGGCUGAAGGGUGAAGAAACUGAUGCUUAAUGCUUCAAACAGAAGAGUUAGGAAGAAAUUGAUCAAGGCUGGAGGGACCAGGCCUUAGGAAGGCCAAAAUAUUAAUGCUGCCCCUGAUGGAGCUAGAUGUAGGCUUCCAGAAGGCAUGAAAAUGAAAAUUUAUACCUAGGGAAGUGUUACAGGAGUGGUCAACAGAAGUAAGAAUUAGAAGCUAUGGAACAUUACAAAUUUUCCACUUUCUACUAAUAACCAUUACUUAUUGAUUUAAAAAUGGCUAUUUCUUAAAUGGACCAGGUUGUAAUUGGCAAUGUAAAUGCUAGUUCUGCUUUCCUCUUUCUUUAUCUGUUUGAUUGAAUAUUGAGAGGAUCAACUCUUGACUAAUUCUGUCUGAGAAAUGAUAUGUUAAAUUUAGUCGUACAAAGCAUGUUGCUGCUGUUGCAUGUGCAUAUAUUUUACUUUUUUGUUUAUAUCUGUGUUCUAAUCUUUUGUUGAUAAUGGUUUUCCAUUGUUCACGUUUCUGCGCCAUUUUUAUCUUGCUCACCAUUGACAGCGUUUUAAAAUAUGUGCUGUGUUUCUGUUCUAUUGCCAUGUUUCCCCCUCUUCUCCCCUUCCCUCUCUCCCUCUCCCUUUUCAGCUGUUAACUCCAGGCUGGUCUUAGGCUGUGAUGAUGUGGUUCUGACCAAUUGGUAUUUUUUAACUUUUUAUUUCUUUAUCGAAAAGAUUUCUGUGUUUCAUUUUCUUGAAAGUUUGUACUUUCAGCUAAGAGUAUGCUGGAACUAAUUUACAUUUUACUAUGAUUUCAGUCAAUCUUCAUUCAUUACUUUUUGUUGUCACUUGUUGAUUUUUCAAACUUUAUUCUAUCUAACUUCUUCUGCUCUUGAAGUUUCUCCUCUUUUUGAGAAAGAUACUGGGAGAGUGCAUGUAAAAUGAGCAAGGAGGCAUUAUUUCUGAGCACAUUGGUACAGUGUACAUGUACUUCUGCAUUUUUGAUAUUUUGCAUGUAAUACGUAUUCGUAUUAGACAUCAUUUACCAAUUAAGAUUUUAAAAUUUAACUUACUGUUUUAAGAACAACAUUUUCUAGUUUUAUUGUUUUGUUAUCACGAAUCAAAUUAUCUGUGUCUGCUAGAAGAAUAAAUCAAUUGUUAUACUCCAUUUGAAAAGUUAAGUUAAAUGCCAAUGACUUUGCUGUGGAGAAAUUGUGAGGAAAUCAUGUUUUAUUUAAUUUUGUGCAAAUUGUGUUAUAUGCUUUUAUGUAUGUUAUACUAAUCUAAUUACCCUGUAAGUUCAUUUAUUUCGGACUGGGCAAUAUUUGAGGUGACAAAGCUUUUAGCACAAGUUUUGUGGCCCAGCUGACAAGAAUUCCACUAUUGAAUUACCUUUUACAUGUACUUGCAUUUACUAUUUUUGUUUGAUCUGCCUGUUUUGGUGGAAGAAAUGACUGAGAUGUUGGUACAACAUAAAAUUUAAACAGAGGUUUGUCUGGUCUGUCUUCAGUGGUAUUGUUUUGAAAUCAAGAAAUGUAGGUUACAAUUUUUUCCGUGCCAAGAGUUAUGAGUUUGAAUCAUUUUUACUACUGUUGAGCAUUUCAUUUUUACUAUUAAUCUAUUUUAUUUUGUGUUGGAAAGUUUACCACCCAUUAACUAGGUUACAUUAGAACUUUUCUCUCAAGGUGUAUUUGAUUUGUUGUACUGUAUUAUUGUAUUACUCCUAUGUGUUGGGUGUGCAUUUUUUAAAUUACUUGUGCCUAUAGGAUAUCUGUAAGCCACCUUUUCUGAAUUUUGCAUCACAGUCAUUGUUAUUGAAAAUUGUUCCUCUAAUAUAUUUAACAUGUCUUCUCUCAGAUGUGCUGCUUGUCACCAAGAAGCUUAAUUGUUUUUGAUCAAUUUUUAUUGUUUUUAUCUACUACAUUGUAUAAAAUAAGGUUUUGUUGUGUUUUAAUGAUCGAGUAGCAUUACUAUACAAAAGCAUUUGUAAAUUAUUGCCUUGCAUUCACCUUAUUUUGAUACAAUGCCUUCAUACAUAGUAUGCUUAUUGCUAUAUUAAAUCCCUGAAUGAUUGUACUUUUCUGUACUUCCUCUAGAACUGCCUACUACACUAAACUUGUCAAAUCAUUUUUUUGCCCGCACAAAAUUUUUCCUUUCAACUUAUUUUACGCUGACUGCGCUCCAAGGUAAACAAAAAAAAAAAAUGAAACCUAUGCUGUCAGUUGGCUUCUCAACCUCAAUGUUCCUUACUCAACGAGGGCCUGACCUGUGACCUGUUUUGUGUCUUGGAUUCAAUGGGUAUGAGUAAUUGCAUUGCCAUUAGUUCUGAUCAUAUGCAUUGUCAUACAUACAUUUUAAAAGAUCUAGUUACCUUAUAGAUACCUUUCAAUUGACAGUUGAUGCAAUUCUUAAAGUCCAGUAGAGAACUUGCUACUGUAUUGUGACAAGAAUGUGCCACAAGAAUUUGAUGUUAGAGUAUAAGUUGAUGUAACACCAGAAACACAUUCAUUAUUGUGUAUCUAGGGAUGUUAUUGUUUGCCCAAUUGUAAGUCAUUUUAAUACUCACUGUACAUGCACAAAGUUCAUGCAUUCCAUGUGGUACUGUUUUCUUGAAGUGUUACCCUUUACAAAACUACCAGUAGUUUGCAUGACAUAUCGGCAUGCAUCAAUCAAUACAAUGAUAGAACAAAUAGUCUUACAAUAAGGCUAAUGAAAACUCUUAAUUGUAAAUAAAAAUAAUUAUACAUAUAUAAAUACAUACAUAUAUAACAAUAUAUUUAUGUAGUUAUGUUCAUGUGUCCUAUCUUGUGUGUGAAAAUAUUUGUAAAAACAUACGUAUUCUCACUAAUUUUCAAUAACCUUUUUGACAAUGAAUGGAAGGAGAAAGCACAAAAAAAAGAAUUUUUUCUGUUUUUGUUUUUUUAACCCUUUUAACUUCAUAAUUGUUAAGUAUGUCUUUACUCAUGGUUCCACUUCACAGAAAUCUUUUGUUUUAAUCAAUUAAUUUACCCCUCCCCUCCCCUACUUAAUACACAUUUUGCCUUUUAACUUUAGGUCUAUUUUGUGUAGCUUUUGACAUUCAGAUAAAAAUGGUUUUAUAGGUUUUUGAUUUGCUUCUUGUUCGUCUAGUAAUGUCUCCUGUAAAUCAAUUUUACUUCCAUAUUUGAUUGAUAUAAUGGCUACUGCUGUUGUAUUUAGUUUUUUCUACUGAAUGCCCCUUGUAUUACAAUGUAUAUGACACAGCAAAAUGGAACCGAAAAAAUUAUAUAAGCCUUUUUUUGUUUUCUGUGGAUGGAAUUCUAAUUUAAAAUAAGACUGAGUUUGCAGUCGAAAGAAAAGAGUACAGAUUCUGUUAAGUCUCUAGUCAUUUGCGUUUACCCUUAUUUUGAUGUAUUGGGGUGCAUUUCCAUGUUGUGGUAUCGUGCAAUCAAAUGGUGAAAUCUGUGUAGCUAGCAAUAACCCUUAUUCACAUCAAGGUUUUACAAGCACUACUUACAACAUAUUCUUCCGUCUUCUACAUAAAAGAAAGACUUAACUCUAUGACUUCAUGACUGAAAACUGUUUUGACCUUGGGCCAACUGAAAUGAAAGUUUUCCUGUGGGCGGUGGUAUGAAUUCCAAACUUCUACAAAUUUGUCCGUCCUGGAAUUAAACCAUAGCAAAGUUUUAGAACCAAAUUGAUACAAAUGUCCAACUUUGACAUAUUUUUGGCAUACUCUUUAUCCAUGCCAGUCAGAACUUAAUUAAUUCAAGAGGUGUGUAUCUAAUGCAUGUAUAGCCUCAUUAUUUUAAUUUAUUCUUUUCUUUUUUCAAAUCUUCUUUUAACAUUUUACAGUUACAAAGUGGGUCAAAAACUAGGAAUAAAUUGCAGGAAUAUGUAGGCUUUGGCUAGAUACUUGAAACUUGAUCUACACAUGAAAGCCAAAACCUAGUGUAAAUUUGUGUUUCUUAAUCUAGUGUAGUGGAUAAAGGUUCAUACUUUACCCCAUCCAAUUUUGGACAGAAAGUAGAAACACAAUGUGCAAACAUAACAAUAGUAGUUCUGACCAAUGUUGUUUCAUGGACUGAAUGUGACCUAGAAUUCCUCCUCAAUUAAAUUUGUGACUAUCUGCUGAUAUAUGACAUCAUAUUUUAGUUCUGAUUCAUAGUGAAACUUGCUUUUAUUUGUGUGCAUAGCUAAACAAGAAAAUGUAUUGAUUUAUGCGUUGACUCCUUUGCCUCAACAUCUCAGAUGGCCUUCGUAAUUGUAAUGUUGAUUUCAUCUAUUUUGAAAUUUGUGUUUCAAAAGCAUUUUAGUGUAUUCAAAGAAUGUGGACUUACUAAGAUUAAUUUAGCUGAUAGUAAAGCUCUUAUAUACAUAGCAUUUAGCUAAUAUUUCUCAUUUGCCAUUUGUUUCUUUGCUGUGUUACCAUAUGAAUAGCACCACAAAUGGUUACUUGGCAAAACGGGAAAAAUACCGGAUACUGUUUCCUACAUUGUACAAUAUUCUAAUUUUUACUGAAAUAAAUAUGGAGGUCAACAGUCUA
This is a messenger RNA of Frankliniella occidentalis (western flower thrips), 6073 nucleotides long. RefSeq names its product beta-arrestin-2 (gene krz). The record is from RefSeq and is a predicted model, not a curated record. Lineage: Eukaryota; Metazoa; Arthropoda; Insecta; Thysanoptera; Thripidae. Gene Ontology annotation, molecular function: G protein-coupled receptor binding. Gene Ontology annotation, cellular component: cytoplasm. The transcript is spliced from 12 exons. The coding region runs from base 262 to 1593 and encodes 443 amino acids. Gene Ontology annotation, biological process: signal transduction; G protein-coupled receptor internalization.